AUGUCAUCAACAGCACCAACCGACUCCAGUUCUACUGGCGGUUUUGCUUUGUAUCACUACUAUCCCAACAAGGGAGCUGCAGGCGCCUUUGUCGCCCUCUUCACCUUAUCUGCUCUCGCACACCUAUACAAGCUAGUACGACAUAGAGUGUGGUACUUCAUUCCAUUUAUUACUGGAUUGAUAUUCGAGGCGGUCGGCUACUUGGGAAGGAAUAUUUCUGCGGGACAGUCACCUAAUUGGACGACAGGCCCAUAUAUCCUUCAAAGUUUGACGUUGCUUCUUGGACCUACACUGCUUGCUGCAUCCAUUUACAUGACGCUCGGCCGCCUGAUUCGUCUGCUACAUGCCGACGCGUACUCGCUCAUCAGGACGACGUGGCUGACCAAGGUCUUCCUUUUUGGUGAUGUGUCUUCUUUCUUCAUACAGUCCGCAGGAGGUGGCAUGCUCGCCAACGCCAAAAUGAAGUCCACGAUAGACUUGGGCGAGAACAUUAUCACAGGUGGUCUCAUAUUUCAAGUCGUAUUCUUCGGCUUUUUCAUGGUCGUUACCUGCGUCUUCCACCGGCGUAUCAUGCGCGCGCCCACCCCGACCUCGCUAACCAUUGCCGUUCCAUGGCAGCGUUUCUUCUACGUUCUGUACGCCGCUAGCAUCUUGAUCAUGGUACGAUCCGUAUUUCGUAUCGCCGAGUUCGCCGGCGGGUUCUCUGGUCCCCUGCAGUCGAGCGAAGUUUACAUAUAUAUUUUUGAUGCCACUCUCAUGCUCAUUACAUCGGGUCUUUUCUUAAUAUGGCAUCCAGGCACCAUUGUAGUGCUAGAGAGUAAUGGAAGCAUACCCUUGUUCGAUAGAGUUAAUUAUAGUUAUGCAGAAACCUAUUCGUGA
Trichoderma virens Gv29-8 is the source of this 879-nucleotide messenger RNA. RefSeq lists its product as uncharacterized. Gene Ontology annotation, cellular component: membrane. The transcript has 3 exons. The coding region runs from base 1 to 879 and encodes 292 amino acids. The record is from RefSeq and is a predicted model, not a curated record. Lineage: Eukaryota; Fungi; Ascomycota; Sordariomycetes; Hypocreales; Hypocreaceae.